CUCUCAUUAAAGUACCAUCUAAGUAAUAAUCAAAAAUGCAUAUUAAAAUAUUUUUAUUCCUAUUCUUAGGAGCUCAAAAUGUUUUGGGUAAAAAGAGUUUUACAAUUGUAAUGGACACGACAAAAUCAAUGGAAGACGAAAUAUAUUUUUUGAAAGUAAACAUAGCUUCUAUUGUAAAUUCAAUCAAAGGUCAACAAUUCUUCAAUUACAUCUUAAUACCAUUUGGCGAUGAAGAUGUAGAACCGCCAUUAAUAUCACCGACGCCGGAUGAACUAGUUGAUAUCAUACAAUACAUGGUCGCAAGUGGAGGCCAAGGUUGCCCGGAAAAUUCUUUAGGUGCUAUAGAGACGGCUUUGGAAGUGAGCUUACCAAAAUCAUACAUCUACGUCUUCACGGAUGCUGAAGCAAAGACUCACAGCCAACUAGAAAAUAUAAAACAACUCUGUCGAAUACGGCGAAGUCAGGUAAACAUUUUUAAAAGUGACGAAUGUGAACGAAACAAUUUGAAUCAAACAGAAAGAGACAAUAUUUAUUAUGAAAUCACCAGGAAUUGUGGCGGAAAUGUUUUUCGUUUAAACUUGGGUAAUUUACGAGACGUUUUUAAGUACAUCAAAGAAAUAACCAAAGUCGAUUGGAGUGACGUCAAUACGCAUGAGAAGUUUAAUAAUAACAAACAGUAUACCUUGACCAUUGAUACCUACACAAAGGAACUUAUUGUAGCCGUCUCUGGACAGUACCCGACAUUGCAAAUAUCAAAUAACUUCGGAGACAGUCCUCAUAUUGAAAAAAUUAUCGCCACUAAUUCUAUGCUUGUAAUUCGUAUACAAGUUGCGCAAUUAGGUGACUUCACAACUGAUGUAGGUUGCCAAGGAACGGGUAUAGUAACAUUUUACAGGAAAAGUGAAGUACAAUUUAAAUAUGGAUUCUCUCCUCUACAACCGAACAGUCUCCAAGAAACUGCAUCUCGGCCGAUACCAGGUCUAAUGAACUAUAUACUGAUAUCACUUCCGGUCGAUACGUCGUCCGAACUGGUAUCCGUUAAUAUACAAACAGUUGAUAACAAACUAACAUACGAUGACAAAAAAAUCGCACAUUACGCAGUUGAUGAAAGCAGGGGUCUUUAUCUUGUGCAAGCAUAUUUCGCGCCACAGACACCUUUCAAAAUAUCGAUAACAUGUCGAGACAAGAUGAAUUAUCAAGAAAUAACGGGUACCACCGCUCUUCUUCACCCGCAACAAACAUUAACCGUACCACGAAGAUUUACACCUAGAGCAGAAAUGAUACAACCAGAACCGGCUUUAAUAGACUUUGGAACUAGUUAUAAAACGGCCUGCAAAGUAUUCGGCUUUCCAACGCCAGUUAUUUGGUGGGAAAAUGAUUUGGAACAAAAAAUAACAUCUCAAAGCGCUCUACUUGAAAUGCCAUCUACUUAUAUAAGUUACGUAACAAUCGCCAAUACUACAAGAAACGGAACACUUACAUGUAAAUGUAGAAAUGAUGAAGGAAAUAACGAAGCAUCAGUCGAUGUGUUCGUCAACAGAACUUUCGUCUUUGAAGUAAUCCAGUAUCCAACAGAUAUGAACGUAGAAUACGGUACUGAAGGCAGGCUCUAUUGCGAAGUAAAUGCCUAUCCUGAAGCUGAAAUAAAAUGGUAUCACAAUGAUACAUUGAUUGAAGAAUCAGAAUACAUUAGUAUUUUACAAGACGAACACCUGCUUUUAAUAAAUAACAUGACAAUAAACACAGCGGGAGAAUAUAAAUGUGAAAUUGACAAUAAUAUUGAAACUAAAACUUAUUCGGCUGACGUUUAUGUAACUGGUCUAGAAGCGCCGAAAAUUGAAAUGCACGAUUUAGAGAUAAUUUUAAAACCAGGAGAUUGGACGGAACAACAAUGCACUAUCCUAAAGGGUAUACCGACACCCGAAGUGUCAUGGAAGUACAAAUUAAAUAGUGGUGACUUCGAUAAUCUUCCUGAAGGCGUAUUUGUAGAUGGAAAAUCAUUAAAAAUUGCGUCAGCUGAUAAAGAACAUGUCGGUUUUUAUGUUUGUGAAGCAUCAAAUAUUUUAGGAGUGGAUACGCAAGAAUUAUCGGUGAAAGUACAAUAUCCACCCAAAAUUAAAAACGGCGAUGAAGUUAAAGUUGUCAGAGAGGGCGAUUUCGUUGAACUACCGUGUGACGUAGAUGCUGUUCCUGAAGCAAAUGUUCAUUGGGACAUGUACCAUGAUGAUGUCAUCGUAGCCUUUGACGAGCACCACCAGACCGAUGAAGACUAUACUCAUAAAUUUUCCGCUCGUUCCAAUGACUCUGGUAUAUAUUAUUGUACAGCUGAAAAUAGCAUGGGACGUUCUGUAAGAACCGUUACACUGAAUGUUCUAGUGGCUACAUAUAUAGAACCUUUGCCAUGGAAAUCUUUGACAGUUCGAACUGGAGCAACCGUUGUAUUGACUUGUGAUAUUACCUUCGGAAACCCUAUUCCUACUUCAAGAUGGCAGUAUGUGGCCAAUAACUCAGAUACUGUUGUUUUGUUAAGGGGACAUUCUGCAGGCAAACUGAAUUUAGUUUUAAACGACGUUACACGGAGACAUGAGGGCACUUACCAAUGUGUAGCAGAAAAUGAAAUCGGACCUGACUCCGUAAAAGUUUAUCUUAAAGUACUAUAAUCAUUAAAAAUUAGUCAAGUAUAAUUAUUCAAUAAAAACCUUUUA
This is a messenger RNA of Vanessa atalanta (red admiral), 2705 nucleotides long. Its product is annotated as hemicentin-1-like. Bases 36 to 2660 code for a protein of 874 amino acids. The transcript has 17 exons. The record is from RefSeq and is a predicted model, not a curated record. NCBI's taxonomy places the organism in Eukaryota, Metazoa, Arthropoda, Insecta, Lepidoptera, Nymphalidae.